Molecule: messenger RNA, 2626 nt
Organism: Jatropha curcas
Lineage: Eukaryota; Viridiplantae; Streptophyta; Magnoliopsida; Malpighiales; Euphorbiaceae
Product: protein phosphatase 2C 50
Biological process (GO): protein dephosphorylation
Molecular function (GO): protein serine/threonine phosphatase activity; cation binding
Source: RefSeq, a predicted model, not a curated record
GAGGAGCAUAGGAUGGGUGGAGAUGCUCCAAUAAGCUCUUCUAGAUUUGACACCUGUCCAUCUCUCUCCCUCACUCACUUUACGUUGUCUUUUUCUCUGCUUGUUUUCAAUUCUUUUCUUUUCUUUUCUUUGCCAGAGUUAUUAUUUUUAUACUAAUUUUCUUCGCCACUCCCUUUAUUGUUCUUCUUCCGAGUCUUCAACGCCCAGAUAUGAUUUAUAUUUAUGUCAAAGGUUAAAAAGGAAUCAAAAAUAACCAUUACUUACUGAUCAUACUUGAGCUGUUACUAGUUAAGUUUUAAAUGGUAAGCAAACCCCUCCAUUUCUUUGAUUCUUUCUAUGAUAUUUCUAUGGUUUUCGGAAUUUAAUUAGAAAUAAAGCAAGAAGAUAGAAGGGAGAGGAAAAGGAAAGGAAAGCAAAAAACUUUCUUGAACAGUUGACUCAAAUGAUGGAAGUAGAUAGAGAAGAGUCCAGAGAUGAAGAAGCUGAUAAAGCUUAAGCAGGUGUAGGCCUGUCCAUUUAUUAAGGUUUUAUGAUUUUAGACGGGUUGGAGGGUAACUUUUCGUACUGCCCAGAUAGGGAUUUUGAUGGAGGAGAUGUCUCCGACGGUUGCAGUGCCAUUUAGAGUAGGUAACUCAGUCUGUGAAAACCCAACCAUUGAUACCCAUUUGGACAUCACUAGGCUUAAGUUUAUGGCAGACAGGGCUCGCUUAUUAUCCAAUUCUGUAACUGCUAAGGACAGGGAUUCUAAUUGUGGUGAUUUGGAUAAUGAAGUUUGUGAUGCAACAGUUACAGUUAUGGAGGAGGACAAAGGGGGAGGAGAAGGAAUCCCUUUGUUGGGUAUGAUUUCUGAAAAUAAAAGCAAUGGGGUUGUUAAUGAUGAUGUGAUAAGCCGUGAAAGUGAAGAUGAUUCUUUUUCGUUGGAGGGUGAUCCCAUUUUUGAUAGCUCUUGUUCUCUUUCGGUGGCUAGUGAGACUAGCAGCUUAUGUGGAGAUGAUUUCUUGGGUUUUGAGGCCACCUCUGACAUAGGUACUCCAAGUUCUGUGGAUAUCGGAAAGAGCAUUUGCAGUGUUGAUGUAAUUUCUAAUGCCACGCAUUUGGUUGAGUCAAAUGUUGAGACAGAGGCUGUGGGAGAUUCUGUUUCUGUUGCAGUGAGCCUUGAGGAAGAGAAUGGAGAUGAGUCUGACCUGAAGCCAUCUGCAGGUGUAUUUCAAAUGGCUCUGGAAAGAGAGGUUAGCGGGACUGUCCAACGCAGUGUUUUUGAGGUAGAAUAUGUACCUCUUUGGGGAUUUACAUCUAUAUGUGGAAGGAGACCUGAGAUGGAAGAUGCAUUUGCAACUGUGCCUCAGUUUCUGAAAGUUCCUAUCCAAAUGCUAAUUGGUGACCGGGUCUUUGAUGGUAUGAGCAAGUAUAUAACUCACCAAACGGCUCAUUUCUUUGGAGUUUAUGAUGGUCAUGGAGGCUCACAGGUGGCAAAUUAUUGUCGUAACCGUGUCCAUUCUGCUUUGAUUGAGGAAAUAGAAUUCGUUAAAGCUGGCCUGAGUGAUGGAAGUUUGAAGGACAGUUGCGUAGAGCAGUGGAAAAAAGCAUUCACCAAUUGUUUUCUUAAGGUAGAUGCUGAAGUUGGAGGAAAAGGCACUGCUGAACCAGUUGCCCCUGAAACUGUGGGUUCAACUGCUGUUGUUGCCAUUAUUUUUUCAUCCCACAUUGUAGUAGCAAAUUGCGGAGACUCAAGAGCUGUUCUAUACCGUGGUAAAGAACCUAUGGCAUUGUCUGUGGAUCAUAAACCAAAUCGAGAAGAUGAAUAUGCGAGGAUAGAGGCAGCUGGAGGCAAAGUUAUACAAUGGAAUGGGCAUCGUGUCUUUGGCGUUCUUGCAAUGUCAAGAUCCAUUGGUGAUAGAUAUUUGAAACCAUGGAUAAUUCCAGAACCAGAAGUGAAGUUUAUCCCUCGGGCGAAAGAAGAUGAAUGCCUUAUUCUAGCUAGUGAUGGUUUAUGGGAUGUAAUGUCGAAUGAAGAGGCAUGUGAUCUUGCUCGGAGACGAAUACUUGUGUGGUACAAAAAGAAUGGUUCUGCGUUUCCCAUGUCAAGGGGUGAAGGAAUUGAUCCUGCAGCUCAAGCAGCAGCGGAGUACCUCGCAAACCGAGCUCUUCAAAAGGGAAGCAAGGACAACAUCACCGUCAUCGUGGUGGAUCUGAAAGCUCAAAGGAAGCUAAAGAACAAAACGUGACAGUUGCUUUCUAUUUUUCUUGCAGCUUUUUGAAUUUGUUAAAGACCUUCCGGAGGGUAUAAUAGAGUUAUGCCCAUCUGUUUUUCACAUGGGCGUUAUGGCCACUUGUAUGUACUGUGGAAAGUGGCGCCAUUCUCCAACUCUCAUUCAUUGAUUUGAAGAGUUCAUUCAUACAUCGUCAUGCCUAUGUAAAUGUUUUUAGCUAUUUGUUUUAGGGAUUAGUAGAUUGUGACAGUUCCACUCUUCUACCAUGCUUCGACAUUAUGGGCAAGUUGUAUUCAUUAUAUGCCUCCGAGUUAACACAAAAAAGAGGCUCUGAGAGGUAUUUACUUCCAAUUAUUUCAAUUGCCUUUUGUUAUUGUAAAUGAAAUAGCAAGCCGCUUGUUUUAUUGUUUGUAACA